Messenger RNA from Marchantia polymorpha subsp. ruderalis, 3399 nucleotides. NCBI's taxonomy places the organism in Eukaryota, Viridiplantae, Streptophyta, Marchantiopsida, Marchantiales, Marchantiaceae. The record is from the annotation of a GenBank genome assembly.
UCUGCUCCUUGUGUGUACGAGAAGGGACGCUACACGUCAUUUAUCAUCUCUACACUUGGCACAGUCAAAUUCAGCGACUUCUCUGGAAUCGUUUCACUUCGUCGAGCUGAAUCGAUGGUUGAGUUGCCGCGGCAGUUGACUUGAAGGGAGUCUCGGAGGCAUCCUCAUCAACGUGAGCGAUCUGCCCUGUUUUCCCAAUCAUUUGUCACUUAUUCAGCUGUACGGAUGCUGAAUGUGAGGUUACGUGAGGUGUUCCUCAUACUCCUGAGAGCCCAGUCUUGCAGAUUCAAGUUUCUUCAAGCUUUCGACAUCCUUCUUUUCCUACAUUUCGCGUCUAGAACCGCCUCUGUCUUACCAGAAAGAGAUUCACGUCGAAUUCGUUAUUAGAAGAAGUGAAGCCGAACCGGAACUGGAGCCAACCGGAAUUCCGUCUGCUUGGCUUCAGAUCCCGUUCUGUCGAUGUAUUGGCUCAAGAGUCUAUUGCGCACUUAGUCACUUCUCUGCUUCUGAUUUGGAGAGAUUGCAGAUAGGAUACCUGUGGACUGUAAUCCGCCUUUCUUUAUUGCUGAAAGCUCCCGCUUCAGGCACCUGGGCUGCCCUCGUGGAUGUCAAUGGAUGCAUGGUUUCGUAUACCAGCAACUUCCUGUUCGAUAGCUCAACUCUCAAGUUUACAGAAGUCAAAAUAACUGGCUCGGGAAUCUUAGCCAUCUGCGCCUAGAGCUGAGACGCUGGACGAUAAGAACUGCAAUGAUGUUGAUUGAAGCGGCAUUUUGUGCUUCCACUGAUUCGUUGAUCGUCAACUGUUUGACGCAGAAGUAGAUGCGAAUAACAUUUCCCGACUCUGUAAUCAGGAAUUGCGAGUUUUGGUCCCUCCAGAUUCUUGAACUCCUUCACAUCAGAAGUAGAUAUGUUCAGAAGAUGCGCUUGUUUUCAAUGCGGUAAAGAUUCCCGAGCUUCUCCCGAGCGUAAGAUGUCCUCAUGUGCGCCACCGGUUACUCUCUCGGAUCAUGGCAACAAGGUUGUACUGGAAAACGGAAUUGUUAAAGUCACCAUAUCCAAGCCCGCAGGGCUGGUUACUUGUAUUAGCUACGGAGGAUUAGAUAACUGUUUAGAGUCUCAUAAGAAUGAGAACAGCCGAGGGUACUGGGACUUGAAUUGGAGUGAAACCGACGCAAAAGACAUCUUCAAUGUACCUUUUGGAGCUGAAUUCAAAGUUGUUCAAUCGAACGAUGAUAUCGUUGAGCUUUCAUUUGUUAAGCCGUUCGAUGCCGACCAUCAACCACCCAUGGCACCUCUUUCCAUAGACAAAAGGUUUGCCAUGCUUCGAGGAUCUUCAGGAUUCUAUUCGUACGGCAUAUACGAUCAUUGUGCCGGAUGGCGUGACUUCAACUUGAAUCAAACUCGGAUCGUUUUCAUGCUCCGCAAGGACAAAUUCAAUUACAUGGCACUCGAUGACCACAAACUCAGGCUGAUGCCUUCUCCUGAUAAUAUGUCCGACGCACGAAGCCAACAGCUGGCUUAUAAAGAAGCGCGUCUUCUCACGGAUCCCAUCGAACCGUCUCUAAAAGGAGAGGUGGAUGACAAGUACAUGUACUCCUGCGACAAUAAAGACAAUAAGGUGCACGGGUGGAUGUCGAAGCACGACAUGAUCGGCUUUUGGAUGAUCACUGCCAGUAAUGAGUUCAGGAAUGGAGGUCCCCUGAAACAGGAUCUUACUUCGCACACUGGCCCUGCGUGCCUGUCGAUGUUUCACAGUGCUCAUUAUGCUGGAAUCGACCUCUGCCCUCAGUUUAGAAACGGAGAAGCUUGGCGCAAGGUGUUCGGCCCAGUCUUCAUAUACCUCAACUCCAAACCCGGUGGAACGAACGUGCGCGAUCUUUGGGAGGAUGCGAAACAUCGAAUGCUACAAGAAGAGAAAGCAUGGCCGUAUGCGUGGCCCGCCUCGGCAGACUAUCCGAAGGCGCAUGAACGUGGACGAGUGUCAGGCCGGCUCCUCGUUCAUGACAAGUACGCGGUGCCAAACAAAUUGCGUUCCGCCACAGAUGCAUCUGUAGGACUAGCAUUGCCGGGACAGAAAGGAUGCUGGCAAAAGGAGAGCAAGGGCUAUCAGUUCUGGACUCAAGCAGAUAAGAAGGGGAACUUCACGAUUCACAAUGUUCGUCCUGGAACGUACGAUCUUUAUGCCUUUGUUCCUGGUGCAAUUGGUGAUUAUAUCAGAGAAGGAGGUCCUAUUGUCGUCAAUCCAGGUGAUGACAUACAGUUGGGUGCCCUUAAUUACGAGCCUCCAAGAUAUGGGCCUACCGUGUGGGAAAUCGGUGUUCCUGACCGCCACAGCAUGGGCUACAUUCCCGAUCCAGACCCGAAAUAUGUCAACCAGCUUUUUGUGAAAAACGAAAAGUUCCGCAAUUACGGACUUUGGGAACGGUACAGUGAGCUUUAUCCGACAGAAGAUCUUGUUUACUGUGUGGGAACGAGCGACUGGACGAAAGAUUGGUAUUUUGCACACUGCGGCCGGAGGGAUUGUAAUGGGGAGUGGAAACCAACCUCUUGGCAGAUUAAGUUCAACCUGUCACAUUGUGAUGCGACUCAGGGUUGUUACAAGUUCCGAAUGGCAAUCGCCACCUCGAAUCAAGCGGCUCUCCAGGUCAAGGUGAAUGAUCCGUCUUCCAAAGCUAUCUUCGACACAUCAGGGAUUGGCAGGGACAAUACGCUUGCAAGACAUGGCAUACAUGGCAACUAUAUGCUUUUCGAGAUAGAUAUUCCAGCAGCGAGGUUACACACGGGAGAAAACUCAAUUUACCUCAAUCAGAGGAGAGCUACGGGCCCAUUCAGCGUAGUGAUGUACGAUUACCUGCGCCUGGAAGCACCACCGACCUAGGCAGACCCACAGUCUUCAUGAUGGAGUUGUGGACAAGCAUUUCUGCACCUAUUUUCACAAGCUGCCCUUGUACUGGAUAGGACAGUAGAUGUAAAAGGGAGGUUUUUGCCAUUCUCUUCAUCUAGAGUUGAAAAUUCAUCCUCUAGAUGAGGCAAAGUGCAUCACAUAGUAUGAGACGUUCAUCUCAAUGAACUGUCCAUACGGGGUGGUUACUUAGAGAGUUGUGUUUCGCUUAUAACAAGCAUGCGGAUCUAGUAAGCAGGGUUUAUGCUCUUUUGAUACUGGGUGCUAGUUAGAAGGAGAGAGUGGAUGCAGCAUCUCCCAACCUCAAAGUCAAUCUAGUGACGGAAGAAUAAGGAGUCGCGCACUGCUUUCUUCUCGACAUAAUUCCCACUUGUUUUAGCGGAGAAGCUUUGGUAUCGCGUUGGAGUCAAUUUGAACUGCAGUUCGUGCUGGAGGCUGCAGAUAUGAAACUUUCACAGUUUCAAUCAAGUUUUCGAUCAAGUCAUUAUUGCAAUCGA